Aegilops tauschii subsp. strangulata is the source of this 1185-nucleotide messenger RNA. NCBI's taxonomy places the organism in Eukaryota, Viridiplantae, Streptophyta, Magnoliopsida, Poales, Poaceae. The record is from RefSeq and is a predicted model, not a curated record.
AUGGCACAUCAUGAAAAAGCUCAAGAAAAAGUUGGUUGGCUGUUGUGCCGGAAUCCAGGGCUCUCUGAUGAUUUCAACUACUGCGUUGACUUCAGCUUCACUAUAGACGAGUUUGAGCAGAAUUGGGCUGGGUUAAUGAUGAAGUACGAGGCUAUGACACACACACACUUUGAGAAGUUGUACGAAUACAGGUCAACUUGGGUGCCGUGCUACUUCAAACAUAGGUUCUACCCCUUCCUGCAGUCUACACUGCGUAGUGAGGGGCUCAAUGCCAUCCUAAAAAGAUAUGUGAACCCACACAACUCAAUGCUGAAGUUCGUCAAGCAAUAUGAAAAAAUUCAGAACCACAUCCUUGCCAAGGAAGGCUGCAAUGAUUACAGGACAGAACACCUUGAGAUUGAGCUAUGGUCCAACUUCCCAAUAGAGAGGCAAGCUUACGAAACCUACAUUAGGGACCUUUACCGCAAGUUCAGAGAAGAGUUUGAGCUGAUUGGACAUUAUAAUGCGUUCCAAGUUGGUGCUGACCUUUUUGAGCUCAGACCGGACCAGGAAUUUGUUGCCAAAUAUGGUUCUCGAAACUACUUGGUGCAGGCAAGGGUGGAGGAUGGUUCCUAUUUUUGUGAGUGCUGCAAAAUGGACAAGGACGGCAUGCUCUGUUGCCACAUCCUCAAGGUGUUCACCCAUAUUGGAGUUGAUGUCAUACCAGAAAGGUACAUGCUAAGACGGUGGACACCUACUGCUGUCCCUAGUGCACGAGGGACCAGGUAUGAGCAACCGGAUGAAAUGCCUCCUCAAUCAAAAAAGCAGAUAAGGGAGAGAAACAUGAUAUACGAUUUUCAGAAACUAGCCAAGUUAGCAAGUGGCUCUGAUGCAACACAAGCCAUUAUGAUGGUAACCCUCAAGGACCUCCUCCACCUCCAGGUCCUACACGGCAUGCUCCGCCACCUCCUCCCCCGCCUGGCCCAACAAGCAGUGCCCCGCGUGCUCCUCCCAACGGCCCUACAGGCAGUGAUGGCAACCCUCGAGGACCUCCUCCACCUCCUGGCCCUACACGGCAUGCUCCGCCACCUCCUCCCCCGCCUGGCCCAACAAGCAGUGCCCCGCGUGCUCCUCCCAAUGGACCUACAGGCAGUACUCAAGGGGCUAAUCACCCAGGGAUCCUCCAAGGUCUACUACAAAGGGUAG